Messenger RNA from Trichechus manatus latirostris (Florida manatee), 366 nucleotides. RefSeq names its product ankyrin repeat domain-containing protein 37-like. Lineage: Eukaryota; Metazoa; Chordata; Mammalia; Sirenia; Trichechidae. Gene Ontology annotation, cellular component: nucleus; cytoplasm. Gene Ontology annotation, molecular function: protein binding. The transcript has 2 exons. The record is from RefSeq and is a predicted model, not a curated record. Bases 1 to 366 code for a protein of 121 amino acids.
AUGUUACAGAAGCAUGCAAGAACCUGCUGGAGACGGAGAGACCUGGUGAACGCACCCUCAGAACCCUGCCAGCAGUCGCCUGUCCACUUGGCUGCUGGUGGCGGCCUUGCUUGCUUUCUUCUCUGGCAGCUGCAAACAAGAGCUGACCUCAACCAACAGGAUAUUUUUGGGGAAGCUCCGCUAUACAAGGCAGCGAAAGUUGGGAGCCUGGAAUGCCUUAGCCUGCUGGUAGCCAGUGAUGCCCAAAUUGAUUUAUGUAAUCAGAAUGGGCAGACAGCUGAAGACCUAGCUUGGUCAUGUGGAUUUCUGGAAUGUGCCAAGUUUCUUACAACAGUUAAAUGUAUGCAGACUCUAAGACCAAGUUAA